Molecule: messenger RNA, 1956 nt
Organism: Manduca sexta (tobacco hornworm)
Lineage: Eukaryota; Metazoa; Arthropoda; Insecta; Lepidoptera; Sphingidae
Product: nose resistant to fluoxetine protein 6
Exons: 13
Coding region: 40-1956 (638 amino acids)
Molecular function (GO): acyltransferase activity, transferring groups other than amino-acyl groups
Source: RefSeq, a predicted model, not a curated record
CAAGAAUUGAAUGCGCGACGUCGCCUGCGCGUGGGCAGAAUGGCUUCGAUCUCGUUUGCGUUCAUCCUAUGUGUUUUAAUUGGAAGGGGUUAUGGAAUUAUACAUCAGUUAAAUGGCUCGGAGUACGCUAGAAUGCCCCCCAUCUUCCAGAUGGACCCAUUCGAAGAGUGUUUUUUCGAGCCCGGAGGGAUGUACUGCACUGUAGACUUCACGCUGGUCGCUGACUCCCCCAUUCCUCUCAUGGAUAUGAUACGGGAAUACUCCGAACCAUCAAGCAAGCGGUUCAACCACUCAAAACUGACUUACGGAAUCUGCGUGACUAAAUCUUGUACGAACCACAACUCAACGAACUUAAGGCUCAGGCUUGAGUCGUGCCUCAACGAUACUAUGUGGGAUGAAUACGGACUGAAAACCAUCGUCCCGGAGAAGUUUUAUUGCGAAGAUGGAGAGAAGACUAUGGAGGUCACUCCAGCUGGUAUCGUAGUUGCGUUCAUCGUUAUGUUUUUAUUCUUGUUGAAUUUUAUUGGGAGUUCUUACGACUUCUGUUGCAACCCGGACAAGGAUCGAGGUAUAAAGUUUCUGCUGUGUUUCUCCAUUCGCCGUAACUGGAUUAAGCUGGUGACUCCAAUAGCGGAUACCCCCGAGCCCCGAUUCAAACGUCUCAAAUCCUUCAAUGGUUUGAAAGUAAUAUCGACAUGUAUGGUGAUCUUUGCCCACUCUAUAUUCAUCGGCGCAUAUUUCGUCAACAACACAGCGUUUGUGGAGGGCGAGUACAACAAGUUGCCGUAUCAAAUCAUAUUUAACGGCACUAUAAUAGUGCAGAAUUUCUUCAUAGUAUCUGGUUUUCUGCUCGCUUACAACCUACAGCUGUAUGCGGAGAAACACGCUCUGGACUGGAAGGUCAUCGUCAAAGCUAUUGUGUUGAGAUGGUUGAGACUGACACCAGCGUAUGCCAUAGUGCUGGGCUUUGUUCUGACCUGGUACGGGCAAUUAGGAACCGGCCCUAUUUGGCAAAAAGUAGCUGGUACAGAGGUCACCUACUGCCGUGAGACAUGGUGGUACCACUUGUUCUACCUCAACAACUACCUCGACGGCUCCGAGUGCCUCUCACAUACCUGGUACUUGGCAGCGGACACCCAGCUCUAUAUCCUUGGAGUGUUGGUGUGGGUCGUUUGCGGCUCCGCCAGGAGUAGGCUGGUGGUGUUGUCCCUGCUGUUUGUUGCUGGAAUGGUCAUCCCAGCUGUCAUCACGUAUAUUAACGAUCUAGACGGUGCGGUUAUCGUGUCUCCUGAGGCGACCCGAGGCUUCUAUGUGCACGAUCAGACGUACAUCCAAGUGUAUUCGCGAGGACACACUAACAUCGCCGGUUACGUCAUAGGGAUGGCGCUAGGUUACCUGAUCCACUACACACAAGCUGCGGACUUCAACCCGCAAAAAUAUAAGAAGUACCGUGUUUGUGUAUGGCUGACGCUGCCGUUAGGGUUCAUCGUGGUGGGAGCUGGAAAGGUCUUCUAUGCGGACGAGAGAGCGUCCCUCGCAGAGAGGGUCGCAGCCGCCGCCCUCUUGAAGCCUAUCUUUGGUUUCCUAGUGGCUAUAUGCCUGGGAUCUAGCGUUUUGAAAUUCGAAAAUGUAUACCGAGGCAUCCUGGAGUGGCGUGGGUGGACGCCCCUCUCACGCGUCACCUACAGCGCUUAUUUACUACAUUAUGUCUUUGUAAAAUAUUUCAUUGGAAAUCAAGUUACACUGCUGCAUAUAUCAUUUAUGUUUGUGAGCUUUAUCUUCAUGGGGACUAUCUUCAUUGGAUUCCUGGCGGCAUUCCCCUUCUAUUUGCUCGUGGAAUCGCCGCUAGCACAACUGAUCAAGCUCUGCCUUCCAGUUGAAAGAGAGAAGACCAAAGAACCAGAAGAAUGGAAACAGGAAACGAUCACAACUUAUAGUUCCAGAGAACAUUUGUAA